GACGAACAAACAGAUCGAUUUUCAGUUCAAUCGAAGUCGCAAUGAAGUCAUUCGCAGUGCUGGCCAUUUUGGCCGUGAUUUUGGCCAUGGCCCAGGCCACCGACUACUGUUCGUGGGACAUUUGCAACGGGGGAUCGCACAUUGCCUGUGGCCACAGCAAUUGGUGGGACAGCAGCUGCCCGGGAGACGCCCAACUGAUCGACAUCAAUGACGACUACAAGUGGGUGUUUGUCCACUCGCACAACGAUAAGCGAAACUACAUCGCCGGUGGCUAUGAUCCCAACCACAAUGCCGCCUGCCGAAUGGCCACCAUGGAAUGGGACGACGAGCUGGCCUACCUGGCCUCCCUGAAUGUGCGGCAGUGCAACAUGGUGCACGAUAGCUGCCACAACACCGAUGCCUUCAAGUACUCCGGCCAGAAUCUCGCCUGGCAGGCAUACUCCGGCGAUCUGCCCGAUAUGGGAUAUAUCCUCGACAACAGCGUGCAGAUGUGGUUCGACGAGGUGCACAACUCCAACUCCGGAAUCAUCGCUGGUGGCUACCCAUCCGGAUACAGCGGACCUGCCAUUGGCCACUUCACUGUGAUGAUGUCGGAGAGGAACACCCGCGUGGGUUGCGCAGCCGCUCGCUACAACCGCGAUGGAUGGAACCAGGUCUUGGUGGCAUGCAACUACGCCACCACCAACAUGAUCGGUCGCCAGAUCUACUCCAGCUGCGACUGGGGAGCACAGGGUUGCGGAUCCGGAACCAAUGGGGAGUUCGGAAACCUCUGCUCUCCCUCCGAGUGGUACGAUGUCAACAGCUGGUAAGCCCGCCCGAUUUAGCAUUAUCUAAACAAUGGGAACAGCAAAUAAAAAGUAUAUAUAAAGCCAUUUCAUAUAAUGAGAUAAACAAAA
Messenger RNA from Drosophila ficusphila, 896 nucleotides. It is a transcript of the gene Ag5r2, whose product is annotated as antigen 5 like allergen Cul n 1. Lineage: Eukaryota; Metazoa; Arthropoda; Insecta; Diptera; Drosophilidae. The transcript is spliced from 2 exons. The record is from RefSeq and is a predicted model, not a curated record. The coding region runs from base 42 to 809 and encodes 255 amino acids.